Cuscuta epithymum is the source of this 1504-nucleotide messenger RNA. The record is from the annotation of a GenBank genome assembly. Lineage: Eukaryota; Viridiplantae; Streptophyta; Magnoliopsida; Solanales; Convolvulaceae.
UUUCGGCCAACGCUACAAACGAAUUCCCGGAAAUAGCAUCCUAGCGUGUGAAACGAUUACAAGUUGGGCUGAUGGACGCACCAAAAAUAUCUCUGACACGAUUACAAGUUGAACCGCUCGAUCUCUGUACGCCUUAUCCUUUUUACUGUUUGGGAAUUUCGCGUCUGACUACUACAAGAUGGUGGGGGUCAUUUCAUUUCAUCAUUUCGUUCUUCCCAGCUCUGCGCCUGCGUUUUCUUGCUUCUGCUUGGCCAACUCUUUGCUUGUUCUUCAGAAACUUUUUUGUCUCUUAUGAGUUCCGAAUUUAAGAUGAGCAUGAUGGGGGAAUUAAAUUUCUUCCUCGGACUACAAAUCAAGCAAACUAGCCAAGGAACUCAAAUAUCACAACAAAAGUACCUCAAGGAACUACUAAAGAAGUACAGGAUCAGUGAAGGCAAAACCAUGACUACACCUAUGAGAACAAAUGAUAGGCUGGAUGCGGAUGAACAAGGAAAGAACAUAGACCAAAAGAUGGAUCUAAAUGCAUGUGCGGCCAUAUUUAAUUGUACUUCGUAUGACUUUGCCUUUAUACUACUCUAUAACAUCAAGGUCAACUUUUCAUUUUCAAGUGUUACUAAAUGAUCUUGUGACUCCUAAACAUUUUGAUCAUAUCCUCAAUAAUUUUAAAACUAAUACACUAUUACAUCUAUUUUUUUUGGAUUUAUUCUUCAUUCCAUCACACAAUUUUAUUAUCUUAAGCCAAAAAUAACUGCAUGUACCGAAUUUUUUUAUCACCUCCGUCUCACCCAACUUUGCCAAGUUGAUCUUGGAUGGGAAAUUAAAAUAGUUUAAUGUUAGUCUUUUGAGUGUAUUUUAAUUACAAUGUAAAUUAAAUGAUGUAAGUUUGUUGCACUCCUAAAAAUUGUUACGUUCUAAUACCACCCUUUCUUGUAAUUAAACUUCUAGAAUUUGUGUACCACCGACUUAUUAGUUAUUACAACUACUCUUCGGGCGAUUUAGAAUCCAAUCUAACCAAGGCCGGAUAAUUAACGCAUAGCGCAAUUAACAGAAGUGCUAAUUAAUGCAUAUACGGCCACUCUUUUUGUAUUAUUUAAUUUAUUAAUUGCACUUCGUAUAACCUUAUCUUUAAACACAUAUAUCUAAUUUAAUAUCAGUGGAGCCUUUUGUAAAUCAGUAAAUGAUAGAUCGAGUAGGAGUAGGAACCUAUUACGUGCCAAGAAAGUAUAAUUAAUAAGUAUAUAUAUGAUCAAAUAGUGUCUAAUUAUAGAAUUCCUUAAACCUAGCUUCUUUAGUGUUCGAAACCGAUACUAGCUUCUUUAAUUGUUUUUUCAUCUCUCCUCAAUUCGGACGUAGGCAUGGCCUGCAGAAGUUUGGAAGGCAUUAGUUGCAGUAAAGAGGAAGAAGAUGAAUAUGGGUGGAAGAAAAAUCUUCCGCCGGGAAUGGCUUUUAUCCCGACGGAUGAAGAACUCAUCACUCUUUAUCAGUGACGGACCCAAAAACUCGG